AAGUACCAUUCCUUGAGAUUCAGUAAAUAUAUGUGGUGAUAACCGCGUUUGAUCAGUGAGCACAGCAAAGUGUCUGAAAAGGACCUAAAGAGGUGGAUGCAUAAUCCUGCAGAACACAUUUUGCAGCCUGCCGAGAUUUGCUUUAUCACUCGCGAGGUGCAUGCAAUUCUCAGGCAGACAGACAGAACUCGGCACAACACCGGCUCAGCAGGUGACGUUGUAACCAUGGAAACAGUACACACCUGUCUGCGCUGGAAGGAGUGCGUGCAACAACGAAAAAUGGCUUCGGUACAGAAAGAAAUCUUUACAUGUGUGGUGUCUGGGGACUUGGAAACCAUUCGGGAGCAUUUUAAACGCGACGGUGACACGGAGGACUCGCAGGGAGAUGAUUUGUUCGGCAUGAGGGACGAGGUCGGGAGGAACGCCAUGUUGACCGCCUGCAUGUUGGGGAGGAGCGACAUGGCACGAGAACUGGUCGCACACGGAGCCCGCGUGGACGAGCAGACUGUCAGGGGGUAUUCCUCGCUGCACCUUGCUGCUUGUUGGGGCCACCUGGAGACAGUGAGGACUCUGCUUGAAUUGGGAGCUGAUAUACAGGCCAAGACCUUCAGAGGGGAGAGGCCUGUAGACCUGGCAAAGAGGUACUCUAAGACAGACUGUGCUGACUGUCUCGUCCUGGCAGACGCUAAACAGGACUUGAUAUCAUACGUCGCCUUUGCUAAAGACCUCAUCUCGGACCCAGAGAGGAAACUCUCAAAGGAGGAAAAGAACAUCUGUACGCGCGCCUGCUCCGCCAAGUCAGACUGGAUUCAGAGUGUCAAAAACUCAUCAGUCUCAGAUUUCGUAGCCCAAAAGAAAGACAUAGAGGACACUCUUCAGCCUAUUCUCAACAAGCUGUCAGCUCAGUCUGAAGGGCCUGUUAAGCCAGCAGGAAAGGUCUAAAGCAGAAGCAAAUCUGUGCAAUGUCAGCUUUCCAAUAAAUGUCUGAAAAACAUAAAA
Messenger RNA from Micropterus salmoides (largemouth bass), 999 nucleotides. RefSeq names its product ankyrin repeat domain 45 (gene ankrd45). The coding region runs from base 97 to 942 and encodes 281 amino acids. Gene Ontology annotation, molecular function: protein binding. Lineage: Eukaryota; Metazoa; Chordata; Actinopteri; Centrarchiformes; Centrarchidae. The record is from RefSeq and is a predicted model, not a curated record. The transcript is spliced from 5 exons.